Gigantopelta aegis is the source of this 2944-nucleotide messenger RNA. Its product is annotated as aspartyl aminopeptidase-like. The transcript has 13 exons. The coding region runs from base 16 to 1479 and encodes 487 amino acids. The record is from RefSeq and is a predicted model, not a curated record. Gene Ontology annotation, biological process: proteolysis. NCBI's taxonomy places the organism in Eukaryota, Metazoa, Mollusca, Gastropoda, Neomphalida, Peltospiridae. Gene Ontology annotation, molecular function: zinc ion binding; aminopeptidase activity.
UACCAUGACUGGUAUAUGAAAGGCCGUAGUACUACUAGUAAUGUGUUUUGUAGCCCGAGUACUCUGACGAAUCCUUCGAUGGAGGUCACUCUAACAGCGGCGAGAAAAUUCAUCUCCUUUGUGAACAGCAGUCCAUCUCCAUUCCACGCUGUCGAUGAAAUAAAACAGAGACUGAUCAAGUCUGGCUUCACUGAAUUGCGUGAAUCUGUUCACUGGGACAUCAAACAGAACUCCAAGUACUUUGUUACAAAGAAUGAAUCAACAAUUAUUGCGUUUGCUGUCGGAGGGAAGUUUGUUCCAGGGAAUCCAUUCAGCAUCGUCGGAGCCCACACUGACAGUCCGUGUCUGAGGGUGAAGCCGAAAUCUGCGACCAUGAAGAGCGGGUUCUGUAUGGUUGGCGUGGAGACAUACGGGGGAGGGACGUGGCACACGUGGUUUGACCGAGACCUCACCGUCGCGGGGCGCGUCCUUAUCAAGAAUGGAGGUAAAAUUGACCAUCGACUGGUACACGUGAAGCGACCAAUUCUACGCAUUCCGAACAUCGCGAUACACCUCCAGCGAGACAUGAACGAGAAGUUUUCACCCAACAAAGAAACCCAUCUCUGUCCCGUUCUAGCUACAGCUGUGCAGGCUGAGUUACAAGGUGAGAAGAAACCCGUUCCCGACAGUGAGGCGAAAACCAAGACCUCUGAUGAAGAGAUGAAGACACAGGCGGACAAACACCACCCAGCAUUGAUCAAGAUUCUGUGUGAAGAACUGAAAAUAAAUCCAGAACAAAUUCUCGACUUUGAACUCUGCCUGGCAGACACACAACCAGCGGUGAUUGGUGGCAUUCUUGAUGAGUUUAUAUUUUCGCCGCGUCUCGACAACCUGCUGAAUGCGUACGCAGCUUGUGAAGCGCUCAUUGAGUCAUGCGGUAACAACAGCCUCGCCACGGAAACCAACAUCCGGAUGAUCAGUCUGUUUGAUAACGAGGAGUCAGAUGUGUUACAGGUUUAUAGAUUAGCUAAAAUUAGUGUCGAUUUUAACGGGCUGAAACAAGAGUCUGCAACUUUAAAGAAAGUGCUAAUGCCUCAGUCUUUGUAUUACAUUGAUGACGACUUUGAUUUGUUCUGUUCCAGAGAAAAGCACGAAUCGAACCACCAGCCUGCUUUUCACAAGGGGAUCGUCAUCAAGUUCAACUCCAAUCAGCGCUACGCCACCACGGCCGUCACUGCAACCAUCCUACGAGAGAUCGCCAGAAAGGUGGAUGCUCCACUUCAGGAGGUAGUGGUGAGGAACGACUCGGCCUGUGGGUCCACGAUCGGGCCAAUCAUGUCCGCGAAACUCGGGAUGAAGACGAUCGACGUGGGCGGACCUCAGCUGAGCAUGCACUCGAUCCGCGAGAUGUGUUGUACGUCCAGCGUGCACCAGGCGCUCACUCUGUUCAAGGCUUUCUUUGAGCUGUACCCAGAAGUCUCAGCAUCGAUCAACUUUUGAAUCUACACAUGGAGACAAUAGAAUUGUGCAUCUGUAUUGUUGGUAGACGUUGCAGCACAAAGUAAAACCAUCAGUCCUGGAUUCAACGAUAUUCUAUAUUUGCAAACUAUUCAAAGAACUGUGUGUGUGAACUGUGUGUGAACUGUGUGUACUAGACUGUUAACAGGCUUGCAAGCGGGCCCUUAUUUUCCUAAUUUUCCUUAUUUUUUGACAGCAGCCCUAAUAUUCCUUAUUAAAGCUUCAAAAUCCUAAAAAGCCCUAAUUUUUUGUGUGAAAAUCCUAAAUUUUGAAAUUUUUUGAUAAAUGCAACAUAAAAUAAGUGUUGGAAUUAAUUAAAUCUAGCCUUAGUAUACUUUCAGAUAAUGAAUAUGUUGAAUUAAUGUAUUUCUCAGAAGACAUCUUGGUGGUUAUCAGCAUCAUAUUCAGCAUGGAUUUGCACCAUAUCAGAUUACUUUAAUCUGGUUGUAUUGAUAUGCUGAAUAUCGCUGUUGAUGACCAUUGGCAUGAUCUUCUGAGUUGGUAAUUAGCUUUUGUAUUUAUGUUCUCCCUGGAGGUGAGUACAGAAUGUUUUUCUUUUAUAUUGAUUAUUGAAUUUCAGUCCUUAUUUUUGUCAAAAAAUUCCUUAAAUUAGCCCUUAUUUUUUAAGAAUUUUGCCCUAAAAAAAGCCCUUAUUUUUCACAAAAUCUUGCUUGAAAGCCUGUAUUAAUUAAUAUUUUGAAACUAGACCAGCUUAAAGGCCCAUCUACCAGUGUAUUAUGAAAAAUUCAGACACGGAAAUAAGCAGUGCCUGGAACCCCAUACACCGGUCACCAUACAUGUAAAUCUGGUGACCUAUAGGUUACAACAUGUUUAUCAAGUGAACAAUUCCCACCGAUACUUAUUGGAUGCUCAAUGAUUUCAAAUCAUGUUUAUGUCCCAAGUGACAUAAUUUUCAACUGUCACGAGCUUCAGCGAAACUUUUUUUAACAAGUGACAUAAACAUGAUACUAAAUGGUAGCAAGUUUAAUAUGCUAUUUAUUACUCAUAAUCAAUCUUAAUUUAUAUCGCUCAACUCGUUUGGUUGACGCUUUGGCAAGGUUGUAUUUGAUAUAUACAUGUCAACCAUAUAUAUAUUGUCAACCAUAUGGGUAAUAAUUGGUUAUUCAUUCACAUCACUGUACUGAUAGUACUUUGUGUAAUUUAUGUUUAAACAUUCAUUUGAACUUAUUUUCGUGCUUAUAUCCAAGUAAGGUUCAAGCAUGCUGUCCAGGGCAUUGGGUUAGAGGUUAAUUGUUGGUGGUUGGUGUGAGAGAAGAGGGUGUAGUCGCCUUACCCCUACCCAGUGAGUUGAUAAAACCUACUACUGGCCUCGGUGGCGCAGUGGUUAAGCCAUUGUACUACAGGUUGGUAGGUACUGGGUUCAGAUCCCAGUCGAGGCAUGGGAUUUUUAAUCCAGAUGCCGACUCCAAACCCCGAGUGAGUGCUC